CAAAAAAAAAAAAAACAUUGAAGAAUUUUGACCUGUGUGGCAUGCCGUAGAUGCUGCGCGCAUUGCCGCUUGGGAUAGCGUAUGGUUCGUGAGGUAAAUAAAGAUGACAACCGCCGCCAGACCCACAUUUGAGCCUGCACGGGGAGGGAGAGGGAAAGGAGAGGGAGAUUUAAGUGCUCUGUCUAAACAGUAUUCAAGCAGAGAUCUUCCAUCACACACAAAAAUCAAAUACAGACAGCCCACUCAGGAUGCCCCAGAGGAGAUCCGCACUCGUGACUUCCGCCGUGAGCUGGAGGAGAGAGAGCGAGUUGCUGUGAGAGAGAAGACCAGAGACAGACCAGCCAGGGAGCAUACAACCUCUUCCUCCUCCUCCUCCUCUUCCAAGAGGCCCCGGUUAGACCAGAUUCCAGCAGCCAACCUUGAUGCAGACGAUCCCCUCACAGAUGAUGACGAGGAUGAAAACUCUGAUGAGGACAGUGAUGACGACACCGCCGCCCUGCUGGCUGAACUCGACAAGAUCAAGAAGGAGCGCGCCGAAGAGCAUGAGCGCAAGGAGCGUGAGCAGAAGGCAGAGGAGGAGCGGAUCCGCAUGGAGAACAUUCUGAGUGGAAACCCUCUGCUCAACCUGGCAGGGCAGCAGCAACCAGCACAGCAACAGCUGGUGCCGGCACAGACAGCCUUCAGUGUCAAAAGAAGGUGGGAUGACGAUGUUGUAUUUAAGAACUGCGCCAAGGGCAUUGAUGAGGCGAAGAGGGAGAAAAGAUUUGUGAAUGACACCCUGCGAUCUGAAUUUCACAAGAAGUUCAUGGAAAAGUACAUCAAAUAGCCAAUGGGUUGCUUCUCUCGCGGACAUUUGCUGAAAAAACAAACCUCGUUCUUACCGCUUCUACGGUGAAGUUUUGUGUUUUGGUUUAUCUACGUCAAUCUCAUUGGUUUUUUGAAGGGAUUCUUACUUUAUUCAGACUGACUCAUAUUGAAUUGGAUGUACAGUACAUUGUCAAGUUUUUGUUGUUUUUUGCCCCCCGCGAUUUUUAGAAACAACUCUUUUAUCAAAUAGUCAGUAAGUUAAUUUUAAAAAGCAGUUCUACAACUAGAUGUUUCAUUUAUUUGAAUUUUUGUGUCCAUAGAUUCAGUUUUGAGCCACUAUAAUACAAGUCAUAAACAAAUAAUAAACUUUUUUUUUUAUAUAAGUAUAAAAAUGUCACCUGUCUUUAUUUGUGGUAUACAAAUUAUGUAUAGCUUAUAAUGGUAAGGAUAACAAAGUCCGGCCUCAUUAGCAUCACAGCUUUAUUUCUUCAUUAUUAUUUUUCUGCAUUGUGUUUACUGAUCACUUUGAAUUGGCAAGUCUAAUUGAGCCUGUUCCUCGCUUGUCUGUGUUGUCAGUGCUUUUCAGUAUAACUGUAGUUGUGGAGAUUCAUGUAAUCGUGUGGGUGCUGCAGUCCUACUCUUGUGUGUGUGUGUGUGUAGUAACACAGCUAGUUGCCUAAUCGGUUCGAAAAAUGAAGCUACAAAUUUCCAGUUUUCAUGAUUAAAAAAAUACCAACAUA
Molecule: messenger RNA, 1547 nt
Organism: Polyodon spathula (Mississippi paddlefish)
Lineage: Eukaryota; Metazoa; Chordata; Actinopteri; Acipenseriformes; Polyodontidae
Gene: cwc15
Product: CWC15 spliceosome associated protein homolog
Exons: 7
Coding region: 104-826 (240 amino acids)
Biological process (GO): mRNA cis splicing, via spliceosome
Cellular component (GO): catalytic step 2 spliceosome
Molecular function (GO): RNA binding
Source: RefSeq, a predicted model, not a curated record